Hordeum vulgare subsp. vulgare (domesticated barley) is the source of this 3432-nucleotide messenger RNA. Its product is annotated as putative serine/threonine-protein kinase-like protein CCR3. The record is from RefSeq and is a predicted model, not a curated record. The transcript has a single exon. Gene Ontology annotation, biological process: protein phosphorylation. Lineage: Eukaryota; Viridiplantae; Streptophyta; Magnoliopsida; Poales; Poaceae. Gene Ontology annotation, molecular function: ATP binding; protein serine/threonine kinase activity. Bases 706 to 3234 code for a protein of 842 amino acids.
ACCGGUGAGUGAAAACCGUCUCGGUGCCGUCAAAAGCUGGCCGGCAGCGCAGUGCUCAACUUUGUGGCAAACCUCAGUUGAAGCUCUGAAACAUUGUUUUACAGUAGUGGCAGAUGGCAGGCAGAUAACCACCCCAGUAGUAAUCUACAGUCCCGUGUUGGUCCGUACCGAUAUUCCCCUUGGGCCUUGGCGCCGGUAACUGGAAACGGAAUCCCAUCUGAAACAAAAGCCGUCGUUUUUCCAGGCACCACCACCACCAGCCACGAUAGCCAGCAGACUGAGCAGAGCAUAGGCGUGUGCUCUGGCACGCCCGGCCGACCGCGGUCGCUGAGUCAGACCGCGCCGCGUGCUCCGCCUCCGGUCCAAAAACACGUGUACGCCGGGCCACCAGGAAGCCGCCGCCGCCGCCACCAUCCCCGCGGUGGAAACGCGAGGAGGAAGAAAGAAAGACAUCCAAACGCAACGGCAAAGCCACCCCCGACACGGUCGCCCCCGUCCAGUCCUCCCCAACCAGGCCGCGUCCCGCCCUUUUACCUUUUCCACGGACGCUAAUUUAAUCCGUCCGUCCGUCCGCGCCCUCUCGCCCCGUUCUCCGCUCCCGCUCCCCGCCACCGCCACCGCCAGCGCCCCCUCGUGCGCGCCGCCGACGCCGCCCAGCGCCUCGCAGAUGACGCCCGCCGCCGCGGCCGUCACACUCUCCCUCCAAUGACCCGCGCGCAGCCCACACCCCAGCUCGCCGCGGCGCUCCUCUUGCUGCCGCUGCUGCUGCUCGCGCCCGUGGAGGUAACCGCCUCCACGCUCGCCGUAGCGGGGGGCUCCGCCGUCUGCGGCGUGGCCGCCGACAACGGCACCGUCUACUGCGUCGCGGCCUACAACUCAUCGGCCUCGCCCGUCGCGCCGUACCUCGUGUUCUCGCAGGUCUCGGGCGGCGCGGGGUUCCUCUGCGGCGUCGGCGCGGUCCCAGGGGGCGGCGGUGGCGUCCCCGCGCUCUUCUGCUGGCCGCCGGCGGCCCCGGGGCAGCUCAGGCGGGUGUACAGGGGGCCCGACCUGCUCCUGGACGUCGCCGUCGGGGCCGACCACGUCGCGGCGUACGACGGGCAGGCGCGCGGGAUCCGAUGGUGGAGGGGCGGUUCUGGGGCGUUCCCGACGGACCUGGUGCAGGGCGCGUUCGGGUCCCUCGUCUCCGGCGACGGCUUCACCUGCGCGAUGGACGCCGGCUCCGCGGUCCGGUGCUGGGGGACGCGGGGUAGCGCCGUGCAGGCGGCCUUCGCGAACGCGUCCCUGUCGUCCCUCGCCGCGGGGGGCUCCCGCGCGUGCGGCGUGGUGUCGGCCACCGGCGCCGUGCUCUGCUCCGGCGCGGGCGCGGGCGUGCUCCCGCAGAGCGGCCUCGAGCCCCACGGGCUCGCCGUCGGCGACUCCCACGCCUGCGGGCUCCGCCGGAACAACCACACCGCGGUGUGCUGGAGCCUCGCGGGGCCGACGCCUACCGUCUACUACCCGGCCUACGGGACGGAGUUCGUGUUCCUCGUCGCCGGCGGCAACCUGACGUGCGGCCUCGUCACCGCCAACUUCACCGUCCUGUGCUGGUCCUCGUCGUCGACCUCGUCGGCGGCGUACAACGAGGCGGUCAUGGUGGCGCUGCCCGCGGUUCUCCCUGGCUCGUGCGUCCCCGACGGCUCCUCGUGCCAAUGCGGCGUCUUCCCGCGCUCCGCGGAGCUCUGCACGACCGCGCGCGCGGGCGGCGGCGUGAUCUGCAAUAGGGUGUGCCCGCCGCCACCGCCGCCGCCUGCUGCACCCGCGUCGCCUCCCGAGUCACCGGCUUCAAAGCGAGUGUCCAAAGUCUGGAUCGCGUUCGCCGUCGUCGGCGCGGUGGGCGUCUUCGCGGGCAUCUGCUCCAUCAUCUACUGCUUCGUCUUCGGCUUCUGCAGCCACAAGAGGAUCCAUAACUCUGUCCAGCCCAACAUCGCCAGCAACGCCCCCGCUGCGGCGGUGGAUAACGCCGGCGGCGUCGUCGUCGGAGCCGGCGCCGCGGCGAGCCCCUACGGCUCGCCGAACGGGUCACGGGCGCGCGGCCUCUUCCGGCGGCAGCUGUCCCGCGCCAUGACGCGGCAGCGCAGCGGGCCGUCGUCCUUCAACUUCAAGGAGCACACCGAGGAGUACACGUUCGCGCAGCUGGCGACGGCGACGAACGGCUUCGCGCCGGAGGCCAAGAUCGGGGCGGGGAGCUUCGGCACGGUGUACCGCGGCAAGCUCGCCGACGGGCGCGAGGUGGCCAUCAAGCGCGGCGAGGCAUCGGGGCCAAUGGCGCGCAAGUUCCAGGAGAAGGAGAGCGCUUUCCGGUCGGAGCUGGCCUUCCUCUCCCGCCUCCACCACAAGCACCUCGUUGGCCUCGUCGGCUACUGCGAUGAGAAGGAGGAGCGGCUGCUGGUGUACGAGUACAUGAAGAACGGCGCGCUGUAUGACCACCUCCACCCCAAGGGCGGCGGAGCCGACGCCGACGCCAUCGCGGCGUCGCCGGUGGCGUCGUCUUGGAAGCUGCGCAUCAAGAUCCUGCUGGACGCGUCGCGGGGCAUCGAGUACCUGCACUCGUACGCCGUGCCGCCGAUCAUCCACCGCGACAUCAAGUCGUCCAACAUCCUGCUGGACGGCGGGUGGGUGGCGCGCGUGUCGGACUUCGGGCUGUCGCUGAUGGGCCCGCCGGAGGCGGAGGAGGCGGGCGGCGCGCAGCAGCACCUGUCCAUGAAGGCCGCCGGCACGAUGGGGUACAUGGACCCGGAGUACUACGGCCUGCACCACCUCACCGUGAAGAGCGACGUGUACGGCUUCGGCGUGGUGAUGCUGGAGACGCUCACCGGGAAGCGCGCCAUAUUCAAGGAGGCCGAGGGCGGGGGGCCCGUGAGCGUGGUGGACUACGCGCAGCCGAGCAUCGUCGCCGGGGAGCUCGGCAAGGUGCUGGACGGGCGCGCGCCGGAGCCCUCGCCGCACGAGGCCGAGGCCGUUGAGCUGGUGGCGUACACGGCCGUGCACUGCGUGCGGCUCGAGGGCAAGGACCGGCCGGCGAUGGCCGACAUCGUGGCCAACCUGGAGACGGCGUUCGCGCUUUGCGAGGGCAGCGCGGGCGGCAGCCGCGGCGGCGCCGGCGGGGGCACCGCCGGCGGCGGGUUCGGCAACAGCUCGUCCAGCGCCAGCCUCUCCAUGACGUCCAUGGAGCUGUCGGGCAGGCUCGCGGAGUAGCUAAAUUCGUUCGCUCGUUCGUGAAUUCGAAUCCAGGAGUUUCAAAUUGUGAUUAGCCCGGGAUCGUAAAAUCCGUUUGUUAGUUCAUUGAUUUUUGAUUUGAGGGUAGAUUCUGGAACCGGAGAGGUCUCUCUGUGUGUGAUGAUCUGUGAUGUGAUUCUCUCGCUCGUCGCACACAUUUUGUUCUUGGUGGAUGUA